Ilyonectria robusta is the source of this 1907-nucleotide messenger RNA. RefSeq names its product FAD binding domain-containing protein. NCBI's taxonomy places the organism in Eukaryota, Fungi, Ascomycota, Sordariomycetes, Hypocreales, Nectriaceae. Gene Ontology annotation, molecular function: FAD binding. The record is from RefSeq and is a predicted model, not a curated record. Bases 1 to 1773 code for a protein of 590 amino acids. The transcript has 5 exons.
AUGGCCGAAAAAGUAGAUGUUCUCAUCUGCGGCAGCGGCUCCGCUGGGCUUUGCGCAGCCGUCUGGCUCGCGCGCUGCGGAAUCAACUACCGGAUCCUGGAACGCCGACCGGGUCCUCUCGAGAACGGACAGGCUGAUGGCGUCCAAUGUCGAACCGUUGAGGUCUUCGAGAGCUUCGGACUCUCGGAGGAUUUGCUGAAGGAGGCAUACCACGUUCUCGAGAUCGCCUUUUGGGCUUCAGACGGCAGCGGGGGAGUCCGACGCACGCAUUAUGCGCCGGACUUGGAACCAGGCCUGAGCCACCAGCCCCACGUCAUUCUCAACCAAGCAAGAAUCAACGGUCUCAUGGUUGAGGAUAUUGUCAAGUCCUCCGGAAGCGCCGCAGUCAGCUAUGGCGUCGACGUCAAAAGCGUCGAGGUUGACAGCGCGUCUUCACACGACCCCGAGGCUUACUGUGUUACAACCACAGCCAUCAGUAAUGGAACAGAGCAGGUAUUCCGCUCAAAAUAUGUCUUGGCUUGUGAUGGAGCUCACAGCGCCGUGCGAAGAUCCCUGGGCUUCAAAAUGAUUGGAGACACCACUGACGCCAUCUGGGGUGUCAUGGAUGUUCACGUUCGGACAAGUUUUCCCGAUAUCCGGAAGAAAGCAAUCCUGCACUCAGAUGCAGGAAAUCUCAUGAUCAUCCCGCGAGAGGGCGAUUCCAUGGUUCGCUUCUACAUCGAGCUAGGCGACGUCGUGGUAAAAGACGUCAGUCUAUCUCAACUGCAAGAAAAGGCACGCCUUAUUUUCAGCCCAUAUUCGAUGGAGAUAGUCGAGACAGUCUGGUGGUCGGCAUACUCGAUCGGUCAGCGACUGGCUGACUCCUUCACCAAGGACCACCGCGUCUUUUUGACUGGAGAUGCUUGUCACACUCACUCCCCCAAAGCUGGACAAGGCAUGAAUGUCAGCUUGCAAGAUGGGUACAAUAUCGGGUGGAAACUAGCCGCCGUCUUGAGAAAGCAGACCCUACCAGAUAUUCUAAAAACCUACGUUUCGGAACGACAAAAGACUGCAACCGAACUAGUCGAAUUCGACCGAUUCUUUACCAAAUUGUUCUCUUCGGCAUAUCGCCAGCAGAACGGCAUCACGCCGGAGCACUUCAAGGACCAGUUUGUCAAAGCUGGCCGAUACACCGCCGGACAGGGAGUUCAGUACAACGAAUCACUCUUGAUGUCAUCAAACGAUGGACAGAGUGUUGCUACUGGCCUGGUCGUCGGCAUGCGCUUUCCGAGCGCACAGGUAGUGCGUUUCUGCGAUGCCCGCGCCAUGCAGUUAGUCCGAGCACUUCCUGCCGAUUCUAAAUGGCACAUUGUCGUGUUUUCCGGAGACAUUCUUGGUCAGGAGGCAGCAAUUAGGCUUGACAAGCUCUCCAAAAAUCUGGCCAACCUCGUUCAAAGGUUUACACCAAAGGACAAAGACGCAGAUGCCAUAAUCCAGGCACUGCUUGUCCUGGCUUCAAAGCGUACAGAAGUGGAACAGGAGCAAAUCCCAGAGAUAUUUACACCAAUCGCUGGCAAAUGGCAAUCCAAAUGUCUCACAAAGGUCUUUGUCGACGACGAAAGCUACAACUCUGGGCAUGGACACGCAUACAAAGCCUAUGGAAUUGAUCCCAAGCAAGGCUGCUUGGUCGUCGUCAGACCCGACCAAUAUGUCGCGAUGGUGGCUUCGUUGGAGGAUUUUGACACCGUCUCGGAAUUCUUCAGCAAAUUCCUUAUACCAGUUGUUCAGAAUUGAACUUGGUGUUAAAGGAACGGUUUGUUCAAGCCUGAAAUCCAAAUCCUAGCUCCUAUUCAAUGGCCGCUGUCAAGGGGACCAAGUAGAUUGGUAGACCUAGUUGAGGAGAACGCUACAUUUAAACAAUAAACUCC